GAGAUUGCAUUGCUUCUACAAAUUACAUUAUUUCACCUCUUUACAAAAAAAUACAUAGGUUAACCUAAUGGUCACAGAUCGCAGUUCCAAAUUGUUUACGAGCAAAUAUAGCUUUGACAGAAAAAAUCGAAUUGUUUAUAUAAAUUGUAAAAAUGGGCCGCCGAUCUAUAAAUACAACAAAAAGUGGAAAAUAUAUGAAUCCUACUGAUCAAGCUCGUAAAGAAGCACGAAAAAAAGAGUUGAAGAAGAAUAAAAAACAAAGACAGUUGGUCAGAGCUGCUGUGUUAAAAGGAAAAGAUCCGAUACAAAUUAUUGAUGAAAUGGAAAAAAUAGACCAAAUGGAAUACAACGUUCUGCAGCCACCUCCGUUAAAUGAGAAAGUUUUAAAAGAUAAACGUAAAAAAUUGAAAGAAACUUUAGAUCGCGUACUUAAAAUGUAUGCUAAAGAUGACCAAGAAAAGUGGAUAGAACUAAAAGAACAAUUAAUUCAAUAUGAAAGGCGUCGUGUAGAUUUAGUUACUUAUUUUGAAGCUGUAAGACAUGCACAGCAAGUACAAAUUGAUGAAAUUCCGCUGCCUUCAACAAACAGCGACAUUCCUCGAAAUUUUCCAGGAUCAUUGACCUCGCAAAUUCCAUUGCCAGAAAUGCCUCAACCUCCUACUCACAUUUAUUCUUUGCAUCCUCAUUAUUUGCCUCAACCUCAUCCGUUGGUUAACAUACCAAUACCUCCAAGUAUUCUGAAGAAAAGCAGCAUUUAUUCGAAUAUUUCAAAUGUUCCAUCACUAAUUGCUAACAAAGAUCCACCAGGGGUUCCGCCUUUUCCAUCACCAGAUCUUUCCAUUGAAGAUGAAGAUUUGAGUGACAAGUCCAAAGAUAGUGGACAAAAAUCCCGCACAAUACGAUUUGCAGAUGAUAAGGAGAUUGAUAAACAGGAAAAAGAUUAUAAGGAUAAAAAUCAUGAUAAAGAAAAAUAUAAAGAAAUCCAAAAAGUAAAACCUACGAGUCUUCAACAGAAAAUGUUAGCUAUCGCAGGGCAAGAUAUCGAUCAGUUUAUGCGGGAAAUGGAGGUCGUACAUAAAAAAAGAGAAACAGAACGAGCACAAGAUUUGAACACCAGAUUAAGUUUACUUGAAUCACAAUCUGAUGUUCAGUUGAAUAAUAAAAUCAUGCAGUCUGAUGCUAAAAAUGUUGAAUUUUCCGAACCUAUGGAUAUGCCAACUACUGCGAAUCAACAACAUCCUCCCGUUCAUUUACAACAACAGCACAGUAUACCAUCGAUGGGAAUACCACCUCCACCUCUUCUCUACAGACCACCGCCUCCGCCAAUGCAUCUCCGAAUGCCACCACCUCCUCCACCUCGAAUUGGUCUCAGAUUACCUCCAGGGCCACCUCCGGGCAUGCCGCGAAUGUUAAGGUCUGGACUACAAAACUUACCGCGUAUGCCACCUCCACCACAAAUGCAGCUAUCAAAUUUAUCAUGUUUACCGAACUCAUCUAAUUCUCAAAUACAAGGAUCUCAUAACAUUAAUGUACCACAAAAAACACCAAAUGUUUUAUCAGCAGCACCACAAUUAAUUAAUCGUCAAGAUAAAGAUGGCAAAAAUACAACGACCAUUGAAGCAAAACCACAAAUAAGAAAUUUGGCAGCAGACGUGACAAGAUUUCUUCCUACAUCAUUACGAGUUAAACGCGAUGAUCGAAGAAAACCAAAUAGCAUUAUAAGAUUACCAGAAAAGAACUUCGAAACUCAGUACAUUAAACCACCUCAACCCAAAACGAAAGAUGAUGCAUAUAUGCAAUUUAUGCAAGAAAUGGAAGACUUAUUAUAAGCUAAUAACAAAUAAUUUUUAUAAAUGAAAGAAAAAAAUUGUAUUUUAAAAGACCUUGUCUCGUUGCAUAUUAUUAUAAUAAUAUAUUGCUGAUGAUUUA
Microplitis demolitor is the source of this 1929-nucleotide messenger RNA. Its product is annotated as WW domain-binding protein 11. Gene Ontology annotation, biological process: mRNA cis splicing, via spliceosome. The record is from RefSeq and is a predicted model, not a curated record. NCBI's taxonomy places the organism in Eukaryota, Metazoa, Arthropoda, Insecta, Hymenoptera, Braconidae. The coding region runs from base 153 to 1829 and encodes 558 amino acids. The transcript has 7 exons. Gene Ontology annotation, cellular component: spliceosomal complex.